AUGAAGUUCUCCUUCACCGCCCUCCUUGUCCUGGUCGCCAGCACCUUCACCGAGGCAAAGCCGCACAAGGCCCCCAUGCUCGGCUUGGAGGGUCCCCAGUUGUGGGAGAAGUCCCAGUGUGACCUCACCCGCUGGCCCUCGUCCCCACUGCCGAGCCUCACGCACAGUUACCACAUCACGUCCGUCAUCGACGAGAACACCGCCCGCCUCUGUGGCCGGCUCUGGCACAACCUCAGCCGCUUCAGCUCGUGCGGCGCCAUCACCAGACCGUGGUGCGAGGACAACAGCUCCGAGGCCGGGGUGAGGCGCAUCAACUGGGGCUUCACCCUGACGAUGCUCUGCGACCCCGGCUGCGUCGAGUCGGCCUGGUUCGAAGCCACUAGGAAUAGAUACGGCGGUAUCAACUGCUAA
Colletotrichum higginsianum IMI 349063 is the source of this 411-nucleotide messenger RNA. RefSeq lists its product as uncharacterized. Lineage: Eukaryota; Fungi; Ascomycota; Sordariomycetes; Glomerellales; Glomerellaceae. The transcript has a single exon. The coding region runs from base 1 to 411 and encodes 136 amino acids. The record is from RefSeq and is a predicted model, not a curated record.